Messenger RNA from Pochonia chlamydosporia 170, 231 nucleotides. RefSeq lists its product as hypothetical. The record is from RefSeq and is a predicted model, not a curated record. The transcript has a single exon. The coding region runs from base 1 to 231 and encodes 76 amino acids. NCBI's taxonomy places the organism in Eukaryota, Fungi, Ascomycota, Sordariomycetes, Hypocreales, Clavicipitaceae.
AUGGGUGUGGUGGUCCAACAUAUGGCACGGAGGCAUGCUUCAGUUGUCUUGAGUGGACAGAUUUGGUCGAAGCAAAAAGCCGCAUGGGGAUAUGGACGUCGGUGCGAAGAGGGUGACAAUAAUUCAAUUGACCAUGACUUAUUCUCGUGGCGAAUUUCUAAUGGUACUGGGACAGGGAAGGUUUUACCACGCUAUAUUGGGAAACCGAGUUGCCGCCUUAUGACGGUCUAG